UCGCGCGAGCGCACGCUGUUCCAGAACAAUCAAACCAUAGUUAUUCAGGAGCUAACGAGCAAAAUUCCCGCGGGAGACGUCCCGCGGCAGAAAUCCGUCAUACUGACACGCGACUUAGUGGACACGGUGCGCGCCGGCGACGAGGUGAUAGUCAGCGGCAUUUUCGCCGUUGAAGAAGAUCUCAUCGUGAGCACAAAAUCUAGUUUUCCGCUUUUCUCGCAGUACAUCGAAGCGAACUCAGUUCAAAAGCGCAUCGAACGCAAGCUACACGACUUAACGAACAAGGACGUCGCCAUCAUUCGCAAGCUGGCGAAGCAUCCUAGAAUUCGGUCGAAGAUUUUGCGCAGCAUCGCUCCUUCAAUCUGGGGCAACCAGCACGUCAAAAACGGCAUUGCGCUGGUAAUGUUUGGCGGCAACCGGCAGGCAGGGUCGGCCAGUCACUUUAUCCGCGGAGACAUAAACAUGCUGAUUCUCGGAGACCCGGGCAUGGGCAAGUCGCAGUUCUUAAAGUACGUGACGCACGUGUUCCCGCGCUCGAUCCUCACGAACGGAAAGGGUGCGAGCGCGGUAGGGUUGACUGCUUCGGUGCGACGCGACACUAUUUCUGGCGAGUGGACGCUAGAGGGUGGCGCUUUCGUGCUGGCGGACAACGGAAUCUGCCUCCUUGACGAGUUCGACAAAAUGAACGAGCAGGAUCGUGUUAGCAUCCACGAGGCGAUGGAACAGCAGUCUAUUUCGAUUAGCAAAGCAGGCAUUGUCGCGUCAUUGCGCGCGCGCUGCUCUGUGAUCGCCGCAGCCAACCCGAUUGGCGGGAUAUACAACCAGAACUUACCGCUGAAGGAAAAUGUGGACUUGAGCGACCCCAUCUUGUCGCGUUUCGACAUCAUCGCGGUCGUGCUCGACAGGAGCUUUGUGCUGCAAGACUAUAAGUUAGCUAGCCACGUGCUCGAAUCACACCUACGUGCUACGGCCGUGUCCUCGCCCGCGGAAGAGAAUGACCGCGAAGGGCUGAAUACUAUGCCCGAAUGGGUGACGAACGACGACCCGAUACCGGACGAGUUUUUAACUAAAUACGUUCUGUUCGCGCGCGAGAACUGCCACCCCAAGCUUCAGGCUUCCGACGAAGCACGACUUGCCAAGUUUUACUCGAAGCUGCGCCAAGCUACCGCCUACACGGGCGGCAUGUCGCUGACGGUGCGGCAUUUGGAGAGCAUCAUUCGCAUCAGCAUCGCAAAUGCGAAGAUGCGCUUGAGUGGCGUGGUGUCUAAGACCGAUUUGGACUACGCAAUCAGCACAGUGCUCGAGUCAUUUAUACAGUCGCAAAAACUUUCUAUCCUGCAAGCGCAGCCUCAAGCUUUUGCUGCAUAA
Molecule: messenger RNA, 1368 nt
Organism: Dermatophagoides pteronyssinus (European house dust mite)
Lineage: Eukaryota; Metazoa; Arthropoda; Arachnida; Sarcoptiformes; Pyroglyphidae
Product: DNA replication licensing factor Mcm2-like
Source: RefSeq, a predicted model, not a curated record